AUGGAGGAAUUUUCGGAAGAGACUCAGAGCCCCCCAGAAAGAGGAAAUUCGGUGGAAUUCGUGGCGAGUGUGGAGCAAACCGAGCAACCAUACACGCCAAAUCCCAUGAAUUUCCAAAAAAAUCGCCCAAAUGCCGCACAAAAGAAGAAACCGCAGGCGCGAGUGGUACAAACUUACCCGCAUGGCACUAUAAACGAUGCGAUUGCACCGCCCAUGUUUGCUACGAUGAAAGAAAUGACGGAAGAUUUUUGGAUAACGAGAAAACGGAAAAUGGAGGCGUUGGGUCUGGAGGAAAUGCGAACGAAAUCGAAGAAUAUGAGUGUUCCCAUGGCUAGAGUCAAGAAAAUUAUGAAAAUCGAUGAGGAUGUGCAUCAUGUUUUCGUCGGCUCUGAUGCUCCAAUCUUCAUGGCUCAAGCGGCUGAAUUCUUUAUCGAAGAAAUGACAGCAAUGGGAUGGCAACACGUGAAUGAGGCACGUCGUCGUAUCCUUCAGAAGGCCGAUAUCGCGACGGCCGUCCAAAAAUCUGAACAAUUCGAUUUUCUAAUCGAUUUUCUCCCGGCGAAACAAGCGGAAACCACAGAUUUUCAGUCAAAAAGACGGAAUUCUACGACUCAAAAAGCUGGUUGGAAUAGUGGGCGGAGCGUCGUGGAGAAGCCACGCCCACUCCCACCGAAAGCCACGCCCCCUACAGUAGUACCGAUGUUCCAAUGUAUUCAGAAUGAAACGGAAAGGGGUACGGUAGAAUAUCAGAUUAUACAAACGAAUUCUGAUUUGCCGUCGACGUCAUCUGCUGGUGGAACGACGUCUUCUAAUGAAUCGAAUCAUGGAUUUGUGGCGCCUAUACCGAAAGUGACAAGAAAAACGACUUAA
Messenger RNA from Caenorhabditis remanei, 870 nucleotides. RefSeq lists its product as uncharacterized. Gene Ontology annotation, biological process: regulation of DNA-templated transcription. The record is from RefSeq and is a predicted model, not a curated record. Bases 1 to 870 code for a protein of 289 amino acids. The transcript is spliced from 4 exons. Gene Ontology annotation, cellular component: CCAAT-binding factor complex; nucleus. Gene Ontology annotation, molecular function: protein heterodimerization activity; DNA-binding transcription activator activity, RNA polymerase II-specific. Lineage: Eukaryota; Metazoa; Nematoda; Chromadorea; Rhabditida; Rhabditidae.